CUCUGACCAUCCGACAUGUCCGUUCGCGACAUCCUCCCCAAGUCCCAACGAAUAAUUGAAAUUUUUGCCUUUUCACAUUUUUCAUCGUCUUUCAAUUCAAUUCAAAUCCAUCCUAUUUUCAAUUCUGACAAGAACUUGAAUUUCCAGCGAACCCCAAACCUCAAUCGGUGGUGUGUUUUACAUGUUGGAGAUGUCUACUGCAUCCAGCAGUGGUAGUGAGAACUCCUAUGAUGCUGAAGAGCUAUUCCAAAUCAGAAACAGAUGGAAAGAGUUGAGGAAGGAAAAGGAAUUAUGGAAGGAUUCACAAUCCCAGAGCUUUGAACUAAUUAAAAGACUUGAACUACAUUCCAAAACACUAUCUGAAGCCCAAUCAGAAGACAAGAAACGCAUAGAGCAGCUGGAAAGGGAGCUGAGCAAUUGCUCUCAGGAAAUAGAAUAUCUUCAAGAUCAGCUAAAUGCAAGAAACUCUGAGAUAAACUCUCUUGAUGAGCAUGUUUGCGUCCUUCAAUUGAAAAUCGCACGUAUGGAAAAUCUUGAAGAGGAGGUGACAAGGUUAAAUGAGGAGUUAAAUAUUUCCAACUCUGGUCGAUUCUUCUUACUGGAGGAACUGGAGAAUAAAGAGACGGAGCUACAAAAAGCAGUUUCAUGCAUUAAUAAGUUGGAGGAGUCAUUAUCAUCUGCUGAGCUAGAAUAUCAAUGUGAAAUUGAAAGCAUGAAGUUUGAUAUGUUGGCUUUGCAGCAGAACUUGGUUGAUGCUAGAAAAUCACAUAAGGAAACAGCUCUAGAAAAUGCUCAGAUGAUUGAUUUGGUUCAAGAUCUUGAAACCCGAAUCCAGGAAGAUAAGAAGAUUAUUAUGUGCUUGGAAAAUGAAAAUAAAGAUCUUUGUCAAAAGCUGCAGAAAUCAGAACUGGACAUAAAACGAUUUUGUCAAAAGGUAGUUGCACAGUUUCAAGGGUGGCUUGUUGACGAGGAAGUGUUCUUUAGUGAUGUAGAAGAAGAUACAAGAACUAGUGCUGAAGCUUUAGGACGACUAGUUUCCAAAUUGGAAGUGUUAAGAACUUCAAAUGCUGAAUGGAGAGAUAGGGAUGCAACGUUAUCACAGAUACAUGAAUAUGAACUGCUUGUAUGUCAGCUUAAGGAAGAAUUGAAAGAGGAAAAAUUUAAAGCAAAAGAAGAAGCAGAGGAUUUAGCCCAAGAAAUGGCAGAGUUGAGGUAUCAAAUUACAGGAAUGCUUGAAGAUGAGAGAAAACGCCGAGCUCGUGUUGAACAAAUAUCAUUGCAAAGAAUAGCUGAAUUGGAAGCUGAGCUUGAAAAAGAAAGGCAUAAAUCUCUCAAUGAUGAAGACCAUAAGAAAUCUAUCUCUAUCGUUAAACAUACUGGUGUGGCAUGACUCAUACUUGGAGAAUACAUAGCUCUCACUCGAAUUGUGAUUAAGCAUUUAAAGGACAGCUGAUGCUAGUACAAUGCUUAGUUGCGAAGCAGCAGGUCGGACGGUGGGGCAGUAUUCGAGCUCCAUAAGGGUGAACUGCUUGAACCAGCAAGUGAUGCGACACCCCUUUUGGUUGAUCUGUCAUCUAUGCCAUAAUCCAUGGCUUCUGUGAAAGAUUUUGCAGAUUGCUGUUGCUGCAGUUUGUAGAUAGAUGGCUGCUGAACGCAAUUCAUGAUGCGGCAUCUGAUCUAUCAACACACGUAAAGUACGGUAUGUAAUUAUUGUUGGUUUUUUCUUCAUUGGCAACAGUUUUUGUGCUUCAGUGAAGAGAGAAAAAUACUGUACAGAUUGAUUACAUUUGUGUAGACAUCUCUUUGAUAGCCUGAUAAGUGAUAUCUUAAAGCUAUUUUACAAGAAACAACUUCCUUUGAGGUAGAGCUCAUCACCUUCAACAUAUAUUUUUCUUAUAUUAUAUUGGUGUCCAAAAACCGAACUAAUUAGCUUUAAUAUUUUUGGAAGUAACAGAAAAACAUGUUCUUGAAGGCUUCAAGUCUUCGUCCUUCCCAUUUUUUUUUUUUUUUUGUUAUUCAACGCCCCAUUCACAUUUAAUUCUCUUCAUCCCACUAAACAGUUCCAAAUGCAAACGAAUUUAACACCAUUUCUUUCCAUUUGUCACCAACGAACUCGGUAUUGUAGAAUUCAGUAAGGGACCAUUAGAGAGCAGUUAAAAAUGCCUGGAAAAGCUCCAAAGCCAAAUAUCAUACUGAAAUGACACAUACUACAUGAAUCCAUUGAACAAAUCUUUGUAUUAUAAACCAGAAGUGCCACAACAAAAAUACCUUAGCAGUACCCAACCACAAUUUCUAAAUUCUCCCACCUAAAUAAAUCAGAAGGAAAACACAUAUGGAAAACCACACAAACCAUUAUCUAACUUUUCUUUAUGGGGUGGGUGACCUGUAGACCAGACAACUAAUCUGCUAACUUCAAAACCUUCUAACCUGACAAACGUAGGGAACAGAAUACCAAUAUCAUGAAGCAAGGUGAUGAUUUCUAGGGAUCCUGUGCAGAAGGGAUUGUCCCUAAAUCCGCUAAUCUGAGCGAAUCAAAAAGUAGGAAAAACUUGAUCAAUGCCGUUAGGAUCCAAAAUCCAGAAAAACUCUGCAAAAACAUGUGUAUACAAAUAACUUUAUAUAUUAACUCUCUCAAAUAAUCAAUGCCAUAAGGAUCCAAGUAAACAUCAAAAAAAGGAAAAAAUAUUUAUUCACAAUCUGUUUCCUUUCAUGAAAGGGACACAUUUUACCUUAAGUCUUCCCCACCAACUUGGUUAGAAAUAGAUAUUCAUGACAAUAGGUAUGCCACCUCUGACGGUGCAACAGCAGAAAAGUAUCCUACAGGUUGCUGAUGGUUGAUUACCUUCCCCUGUGCCUUGAUUGUUUAACAAGAAACAUUAUAUUUCAUUAAGGCUCCAGAUCUCAACUUCACAAAUCCUAACGUAUGCAGUAAAAAGAAAAAACAAUUGCAUAAAAACUACGAAGAAUCAACAAAGCAAUUCUAUGGGUGUACCACCAAUCAGUAUAAGAGUUACAGUUUGUGUCUUCUCGCACUCUUUUCUACUUCAAUCCUAUCAUUACUAGUAUUCUUUCUACCCUCAGUAUUGAUUAAUGAAAUCAAUCAAGCAAUGGAGCAAAUGACUGAAACUAGAACAAAAGCAAAAUAGUACUGAACGGUCUCUCUAAGUUAUGCAAUACUUACACGAUCUCCAGUGAUGUUGGUGCCUUGUUUCCUCGUAUUCCAAUACUGUGGAUGCCCUCUUUGUGACCCCAAAUUAAAAUUUGAAGGAUGUGACUUAUUUUUUGAUAGUUUCCGCUUUCUUCAUCUUGAUUCUGCAGUUCAACGGUCACUUUAUCACUCAUCAACUCCAAAUACAAAUGUUGGAGUUUGGUCAAAUGUUGAACUCCCAAAGGGAAUUCCUGUAAUGAUUGAAGGGAUAUGAUUGCUAGCAUCAGAAGAUUAGGCAUUGCACCUUCCUCCACCGUCAAACAUUCCAAAUUAUGUAACUGGGCUAGGGUCAAGUUCUCGAGUUUCAGAAAACAGCCAGAUUUGAAGUUCAGACUCUCUCCUUCAUAAGCUUUGUCCAACAAGAUCCCUCGCAAAUUCGGCAAGUAUUGGAGAGAUUCAAGUGGAUCAUUCAUUAACCUGCUCGAAUCCAACCUCACUUUCAUCAGUCCUUUUAAGCAAGACAGUAAUUGGGAUACCCUUUCCAAGUGGCCUCUCAAGCAUAAAGUUUGCAGAUUUUGGAGACCUGAACCUAAUGAAAUGUUCCUAUCAUCGAGAUCAAUCACCUCAUUAUCAGUUACUGCUUGAAGAAAAAGCUCCCUUAGAUUAGUGAGCUUUCCAAGAGACACGAAAAGGUGUUUCUCGUCUCCCCUUCUUAGAAUCGUCAUGACUAGUGUCUUCAGUUUCUUCAGCUUUCCUAUCUCUUUGAUCUGUGUUUCGUUCACUUCCAUGCAUAACAACCACUCCAGAGAAGAAAGCUUAGAGAUAUUAUUUGGACCUUUCCCUUGAUGGUAAACCUUGUGCUCAGAUUACAUUGAACCACAUUUAGAUGAAUCAGUCCCUUUAUCUUCAGUAUUUCUUUUGGUAACUCACUCACAUUGGUGUACGACAGAUCCAGAAAUUCUAGAUUUUUCAGAGACCCUAUGGAUCUUGGUACAAUCUUCACCCUUGUGCAUUUGAGAUUUAAAGUCCUGAGAUGAAAUAACUUGAAAACUUCUUUUGGGAUUUCCUCUAAAUCCGUACCUUCCAAAUUUAACACCUUCAAUAACCUAGAACCACCACAUAACAUCUGUGAUAGCCGGGAUUUUGACAAAGGUUCCAUAAACCUGGUGAAAAUUAAAAACCGCAAAUACUUGAAACACAUGGAGUUUACCUCCGUAACGGACUUGAAAUCAUGGAACACCAGGCGUCUAACCUUCUUAGGCCACCUACUUUCUUGCCCUCCUGCAGCUAUGGUUGCGAAAUUCUGUCUAGUCGACUUUAACAGAAGGAUUUCUCGCAAAAGGUCAAGAAUAUGAUACAUUCUAGAACUCAACCCAUAAGGUGAAUCUGAGGAUUGGAGUAAACUCCUGUUAGUAAGUUCAUCAAGAUAGGCAUGCGCCACCUCAUACUUUGUCAUCCUCGAUUUCUCUACUGCUAAUCCUUCUGCAACCAAAUAUCGAAUGAAGUUCUGCUCUUUUAUUUUGAACUCCUCUGGAAAAAUACUUGCAUAUAACAAACAAGUCUUCAAAUGAUGCGGGAGCUCAUUGUAACUCAGCAACAAUAUGUUUCUAACUGGAUCCAAUCUACCACUAACCUCGAGUUCACCAACAAUGCUGCAUUCAACCAUGUUCCACUCAUCUAUUUUUCCUUUGUCUUUUAAGGCCAAUACUCCACUGAUUACUACUAUUGCAAGUGGCAAUCCCAUGCAUUUUCUCAGUAUUCUAUCAGCAACAUCUUCGAGAUGAGCUGGGCAGCGAUGAUCUUUGAACGUCGUCUUGCAGAAAAGAGUCCAAGAAUCAUCAGAAGACAAUGGUCGCAUUUGGUGAACAUAGGUAUUAAACUCAAUAUUGCGGCGCGCGCUACAUCUGCUAUUCGAGUUGUGAGUAUCACACGAUUGCCACUGUUGCCUCCUGGUAAUGCAUAUUUGAUAGGCUCCCAAAAAUUUGAAUCCCAAACAUCAUCAAAGACAAUUAUGUACCUGUUUGAAAGUGAAACAGUUUACUGCAGAUACAAUAAAUAGGUUUUUAGCUAAAUCAGAUUUUCAAUCUUCCAUCUUCCAUCUUCCAUCGUUGAAUGCUAAUUAAUUCGUUCCUUUCCUGAUUCCGAAAUCCUCCAAUCAAAUGUAUAGAUUUUCAAUCUUCCAUCUUCC
Messenger RNA from Oldenlandia corymbosa var. corymbosa, 5336 nucleotides. The record is from the annotation of a GenBank genome assembly. Lineage: Eukaryota; Viridiplantae; Streptophyta; Magnoliopsida; Gentianales; Rubiaceae.